Molecule: messenger RNA, 1783 nt
Organism: Sesamum indicum (sesame)
Lineage: Eukaryota; Viridiplantae; Streptophyta; Magnoliopsida; Lamiales; Pedaliaceae
Product: embryo defective 2759
Source: RefSeq, a predicted model, not a curated record
CAAAUCUUCCUUUCUUCUCUGUUUCUCCAAAUUCUAUCUCAAGGAUAAAACUUUUCCCCGACAAACCUUUUUCUCCUCUCAAUUUCAUACACAAAAUUCUCCAGCUCGCCACGCCACACUCGGAGCUCAUGUUCGUCAUGCAAAUAUGAACUGAGUGGGAACUGCCCGUGUGCGUGUGGUGUAGAUGGCAUUCGCAACACAUCAGUUGCAGGAUCUGCCACCAACGUAGGUGUUGGUAGGAAAGAGUUUGCAUGUGCGUGAUAAGAGAUGUGGUUGACCUUCUACAUGACACAAAGAGCUGCUGUUGUAACCGAGUUUCAGCUUUCUGGUUUCCUGCCGGUGUGCUUUUAUGGUUCUUGUAGCGCGUUUCCUUCUGUGCCUUCAUCAUGGAGCAGAGGGAGCAAGGUAAAACAUUUUUUGCCUACAUUCCAAGUUGGCAGAAAAGAUAGAUUAAUCUCUUUGAAAUGCAGAUCGUAUUCGAGUGUAGGAUCUUCUCUUGUCCUUGGACCAAAGUCAAAAUCAUUUAAAAUAUCGGCUUUCAAAGGUAGCAGCCGACAUGAUGAUUCAGGUGGCAGAGCUAAUGGAUCAAAGUCCCUAAAGAAUCCUGUUAAAGUUUCUUAUUUGCAACAAGAGGGUGAGUCCCCAUUGGAAUCUUCAAAGGUACAGAAUGUUGUUCCCGCUUCUUACACAGCAGCAGAUGGAACGACAACCAGGUCCCUGGCUAUACAAAACUUAUUUAAGAAAUGGUUGAUUUUACUGCGUACACCACCACAAUCCCAAUCUGUGGGGGGAGCUCUGGAUGAACCUUGUUCCACUGAAACAUCAGAAAUGCCAAACUCUAUGCAAAAGCAAGAAAGAGGUGAAAUUUUGAAAUCUGUUUGGUGCUACUUUCUGGGUUUGGACGCAACAAUAAAGAUACCCUUCCUAAUGUUCACCCCUCUAUACCUCGCAGUUAACCUGGUAUAUGGGUCGGAAGUGUCAAAAGAGUUAACCCCCCUAUGGAUUCUUGGGCCACUAAUUGUGGUUCUCUACAUCAAAAUGUUUCGGGCAAUAUGCAGCCUCUACAUAUUCAGUUUCAAGCAGAGUGUUAAAGUAGUCAAGAACCUGCCUGCCUACUACUUACUGCUACACGAGUACAUUUUUCGAGGGAAGCUAAAAGAAGCGAUACAAAGACAUCUAUGGCAACCUAUCGCAGAUUUAAAAAACAUGGACUACAAAGAGCUCACCAGGAGAAAAAUGAAGGAUUUCCAGGUGUGGUUAGUGGAGAGAUACCUGGAUUUUAUUGAAUUAAUAUGGCCUUACUACUGCAGAACAAUCAGGUUUUUAAAGAGGGCAAAUCUAAUAUAACAUCACGUCUUUUCUGAGGAGAUAUGAUCAAAUGGCAUGAACAACUCGAGAACCUUUUUGUUUUUCGGAUUUACUUCAUUCGUUCAGGGUAAAACAUUCAUAGAGGCACAAUUGUGAUCCCGUUUUUGAACUGGGGUUUUUCCUUGAUCAUUUAGAGAUGACUGCUACCGAAGAGAUGUGUAGCGCUGAUGGAUACUCAUUUAUCUCCAUUUCAGUUUCAGGUGCUUUGUCAAAUUCUUCUCUCUAUGGGUUCAUUGCAAUAGGGAUAUUUUGGCUGUUUGUAAUGUAUUCCAUAUGAAAACACACCCUAAUCUGUUUUUAUGGGACGUGCUCCAGUUUUCUAUUAGCAGUUCCAUUUUCCAUAUGAAACCGUAUCAAUUUCAUUCCGGUGCUGUCUGAAGUUAUAUUGCAUCGCCACUUGGUUAUUCUUCUUCAA